Gaeumannomyces tritici R3-111a-1 is the source of this 258-nucleotide messenger RNA. RefSeq lists its product as hypothetical. NCBI's taxonomy places the organism in Eukaryota, Fungi, Ascomycota, Sordariomycetes, Magnaporthales, Magnaporthaceae. Bases 1 to 258 code for a protein of 85 amino acids. The transcript has a single exon. The record is from RefSeq and is a predicted model, not a curated record.
AUGAGGCGACCGCCUCGCGGACCCAGUGAGCUCAUGUUGGUGACGACGCUGGUCACCAUGUGCGAGAGCCCCCAAACACCCACCCGCAUUGGGACCACCCAGGGGAUUUUCACGCUGUUUUGGUACUCUUGGACACAUGCAUGUACUGACUGUGUAGAGACAUCGAGAUGGCCGUGUCUGGACAUCAGCCCUGGGACAUGGCAGUACGAGGGCAGGGGAGAGCAGGACAUGACACCUGUGCAUACAUACUACCUCUAG